AUGAACCCUGCUUUUCGUUCCCCCAACUCUCCGGGUCGGACCCGACAAGUCCCCGCUCCGAUCCAUCGACAUCCUCCUCCGGUCUCUGACGACGACGACGACGAUUCAGACGAAGACGAAUUGGGUCGUCCCGUGUCAUCGGGUAGUGAUGCUUCGUCCAAUGUGACAACCGUUUCAGCCGCCCCCAUUACUCCAAUCAACCCACCCCCAGGGGGUUAUUUCUCCCCACACCGAUCUGCUUCAGCCACCACGUCACCCCAACGCGCCGCUAGAAUGCCUCAAGAACGUCGUCCGUCAGGGCGCGGCCCAUCGACCGAGCUGCCUAGACACAGAUUUCGACACACCUCGCAGGGGUUCUUUGAACCGUCCCUACCUACCGCCUCGUCUGACCAGAUGCCGCAAGUGUCGGCUUCCCGCAUCGCCGCUCAGGCGGCUAUGCAACAGAUCAAAAGACCAGAGGAGACACGACGUAGUGGCAGUGCUUCCCCAACUCAGCAACCGCCACCAUUGAUGCCUGCUCCUUUGCGAAUCAACCAGCCUCCUCCAAGUGUUGCCACCACAGCCGCCAACGUUGUGUUCCCGCGGGCUGGGGCAGCUUCCCAGCCACCGGGGGAACCACCGGAGAGCAAGAAAAAGAAAAAUAAGCUAUUUUCAAAACCGAAACAUAUCGUCCUAAGUCGAGACAAGUCGGAUCCAUACAGCCGGGAUCGUGGUUUGCCCUCUCCGAGUAAGAUUGGUGGUGGUCUCUCGCGCAUGGUCAGCGCAUCUACGACUAGCCUGGCGGAUCUACCCUCGAAUAACUCUUCAAUGUACAACCUCUCCAACGCCUCGGUUAGCACUGUUGUGCCGGCUGGGGAGAAACCUCCACCACCAGAAAAGGAUACCAAGGACAAGGAUAAACAUAAGCAUCAUUUCUUAUCACGACAGAAGCUCAAGUUAAAGGACCGUGACGAACACUUUAACCUACCUCUGUCAUCUGCGUCGAGUAAUUCUCGUCCUGCAGACCCUAACGCUCCUCAAUCUCUUUAUUCAUUUACUAGCCCCGCGACUCCAGCACCGGGAGCCACGUUCGGAAAAUCUGAAGAAAAGGAGAAAGAGAAGGCUCUCGCUGAAUCAGAACAUACGGAAUGGCUUGCGAAUUCAGUGGCAAAUGGCAACGCUACCACUGGCUCGGGCUUUGCUGGGCCGUCAUCUCUAAACAGCUCGUCGGGUGUAAUGGGAGAAGCUGUGCUACGAGAGACUCUUCAAGGGUUUGGACUAAAUAACAUGUCUCCGGAGGAUGCAUGGGAUUUCUUGAAGGCAAAAUUACUCGUCAUAUUUGACGGUGAAGACGUGCGAAUUGCUAUUGAGGAUCUCAACAAGCUGGUCUUGGUGCAUUUGCAGCGUUGUGUUCAGAAGCGCACUCCUACUGCUUUGAUUUUGGAUCUUCAAGAGCUACUCGAGGCAGGCUUUGCUACUCUCAAUCAUAGUUCGUUGAUUGGGGUUCCCAAUGAAAAGCUUGUUCCUCAUUUGGUCCAAGUGUGGAUGCUGGUCUUCGGAACUAUUCUCCCAUUCAUUCAGGCUGUUUUCCUACCGCUAGAUCUCGAGUUCAAGGGAGUUGGAUCAUUGAUGACCCCUCGUGAGUCUCGUGAAUUCUGGGGUGCACUGCCGACUGGCGGAUCGCUUGACGUGCGGAAUUUGGUGUUGAUUGCUUUCCGAGAUCGCAUGAUCUUGAAUCGCUAUGAGACCCUCAAAGCCACUUUCUCAAGUCUCAGUUUGGAUACCAUUAAUACGGGAUUCCCAAUGCUCAGUGUGAUAUCUAAGAGUACCGGGGCUGGAGGUCGCCCAGGCACCGCUGCGUCGCUAGAUGCAGGUCUCGGCAGCUACAACUCACAAUCUUCAACCUUGCUCAGCACUGUCGCGGACAGCUAUUCAUCUGACUCAAUGAGCGCUUUGGCUAUGGCAAAUGCCAACCAACGGCCUGGCAGCAGUAACUCCCGUAGUCGCGCCACCUCGAACACAUCCUCCAACCCUGAUCCCAUGAUCUUCUCAUCCGUUUCUUCACCUCCAACCUCGAACCAACGCCCAACAAUUAUUCACCGCAGUGGCUCCACUGAUUCCUCUCACGUUAUCACAGAGACUGUCGGACGUAUGCUUCAAUGCGUCAGCGUUCUAGCUAGCGUCCAAACAGAUGAUGCUUCACAAGAACGAAUCGAAGUCCUCAGCAAAGCCCUUAAACACAACUGGCUGGGUCGAGGACGCACAGGUCGUGAUAGGCGUGGAUUCGUUGGCGCGAAGAUUCGUCCCGCUAUGGUUGGCGGGUCUAUUCCGCCCAUCAUCGAUGAUGGGGAAUCCCUCACAACAGCUGGGAUUAGUGUUGGAGCUCCCAGUACUAUUGGCUCGAGGAAUCGUGGGGACUCUUCUUCAUCGGAUUGGAGUGGCCAGAGUACGGGAAUGAGUAUGCGUAGUGCAGGUCGCCGGGAAAUGAGUGUUCUUUGA
This is a messenger RNA of Penicillium malachiteum, 2478 nucleotides long. RefSeq lists its product as uncharacterized. Gene Ontology annotation, biological process: TORC2 signaling. Gene Ontology annotation, cellular component: TORC2 complex. The coding region runs from base 1 to 2478 and encodes 825 amino acids. Lineage: Eukaryota; Fungi; Ascomycota; Eurotiomycetes; Eurotiales; Aspergillaceae. The transcript is spliced from 2 exons. The record is from RefSeq and is a predicted model, not a curated record.